Messenger RNA from Colletotrichum orchidophilum, 906 nucleotides. RefSeq names its product glycosyl hydrolase family 17. Lineage: Eukaryota; Fungi; Ascomycota; Sordariomycetes; Glomerellales; Glomerellaceae. The transcript has 3 exons. The record is from RefSeq and is a predicted model, not a curated record. Gene Ontology annotation, biological process: carbohydrate metabolic process; cell wall organization. Bases 1 to 906 code for a protein of 301 amino acids. Gene Ontology annotation, molecular function: glucan endo-1,3-beta-D-glucosidase activity; 1,3-beta-glucanosyltransferase activity. Gene Ontology annotation, cellular component: cell surface; extracellular region; fungal-type cell wall.
AUGCGCUUCAUGUCGGCCACUUCCGCCAUGUUGGCCUCAGCCCCUGGCCUGGCUCUCGCUUCCGGAUCUCUGGGCUUCGCUCUCGGUUCGAAGCAGCCGGACGGGCAGUGCAAGUACCAGGCAGACUACGAAGCGGACUUCAGAGCCAUCCGCGAUGCAUCGGGAAGUGGCAUCGUGCGCAUCUAUGCCGCCGACCAAUGCAACACGGCUCAGUAUAUCCUUCCUGCAGCGAAGCAGGAGGAAUUCCAAGUGAUACUGGGCAUUUGGCCCGACACCGAAGCCUCGUACGCCGCCGACAAGGCCGCAAUCCUGAAGCACACCCCCGGCUACGAGGAUCAAGUCUACGCCAUCACUGUCGGCUCCGAGUCCAUGUACCGCGGCAACUUCACCGGCACCGAGCUGGCGGACAAGAUGAAGGACAUGAAGAAGGCGGCACCGCACUUCAAGAUCGGCACAGCGGACAGCUGGAACAAGUAUCAAGACGGCACGGCCGAUGCCGUCAUCAAGGACGCUGACAUUCUGCUCACCAACGCCUUUUCCUACUGGCAGGGUCAGACGCGCGACAACGCCACUGCAUGUUUCUUUGACUCUAUCAUGCAGGCGUUUGGACGCAUCCAGAGUGUUAGCGGAUCUACCAACCGGCCUGAGCUCUGGGUUGGCGAGACGGGUUGGCCCAGUGAAGGUGCAAAGUACCAGCAGGCUGUCCCGGGACAGGACAAUGCUCGAGCUUUCUACGACCAGGGUGUCUGUGGUAUGGUCAACUGGGGCUUCAACGUGUUCUUCUUCGAGGCCUUUGACGAGCCUUGGAAGCCGCAUGCCAUUGGUCUAGAUGGCAGCGAAGCACCCGAGACUCACUGGGGCGGGAUGGAGGCCGAUCGCGCUCCCAAGUACCCCCUCAGAUGUUGA